Messenger RNA from Anolis carolinensis (green anole), 10256 nucleotides. RefSeq names its product ectopic P-granules 5 autophagy tethering factor (gene epg5). NCBI's taxonomy places the organism in Eukaryota, Metazoa, Chordata, Lepidosauria, Squamata, Anolidae. Gene Ontology annotation, biological process: autophagosome maturation. The record is from RefSeq and is a predicted model, not a curated record. Gene Ontology annotation, cellular component: cytoplasm. The coding region runs from base 91 to 7797 and encodes 2568 amino acids. The transcript has 44 exons.
CACGUGACUCUCCUCCCUGCUGCCGCCUGGAAGGGAGGAGGAGCUGCCGCAGAAUCAACAACAUUCGGGAGGAAGGGAGAGGACGGCGGGAUGGCCGAGGCGGUGAGGCCCCGGAGUUCGGCCAAAACAGGCCGCAGCAAAGCCAAGGAAAAAAAGAAGAAACGUGAAGAAGUAGAGAGAGUCGUAACCCCGGCGCUCCUUCCAAGCGCAGUUAAAGAUGAAGGAUCUUUUCAGCCCCACAAAUCCCAAGCGGAACACAUUCCAGAAUCAACGCUCUGUACUGAAUCAAAGGAAAGAGAAAAUGUGCCUGAUGCCCAACAGAAUGUUUUCACCCUUGAACAUGAAGGAUCUCCAUCAACCUCCUUGACAAAGCCCUCAGUGCCAGAGGAAGAACUUAGAGAAAAAGCUUUGCAAGUUGAAAAAAACAUUGGCAAAGAAGGAGGCAGUACUCAGAGCAGCUUCACAGAGGCCAAAGAGGCAACUUUUAGUUUACCAGAAAGUAGAAUUUUGUGUGCACCUUCGCCAGAAGGAAGUACGCAGGAGCCAGUGAGUGGGAAUAUCCAGGAUGUUACAAAACAUGCAGUUGGCUCUUUUUCAGAUGAGACUCUUGCCCCCAUCAGUGUUCCAAGCAAAGAUGCUAAAGUACAGGCUCCAAGCUCUGGUUUCAAAAAACUAUAUCCAGAUCUACCGCUGGAAUUAUUCAGUGAGAGCAUGUCUGAGCUUUCCAUCCGGGCUCAGUUACCUAAAGGAGGGAGACUUUAUCCGGAGAUUCCGGUCGAAGCAGAUUUGGUGCCUUUUACCAAAGAGCAGCUGAAGGUCUUUGAGCCGUGCUCCUGGCUGGAGAACGUGGAUUCCUACGUGGAGGAGUUUGGGAGCACCGCGCAUCAGGACAGGCACGCGUUCUUUGAGCUGUUGCUGAACUACUGGCGCUGCCGGAAGCAGCUCCUCCUGGCUGAGGCCGAGCUGCAAACCCUGGCCGCCAAUUGCAGAAAUGUCAAAGAUCGCCUCUGGACUUUCAAGGAUGAGCAACAGUCAGUCCAGGGUGUCUGUGCCGAUCAGUGCAAAGUGUCCGGCUUCCAUCGCUACCAGACGGUGGAGGUGAAUGAGGGUGCCUUGGGAGAGCUGAAGCGAUUGUUUGAAGCCCAGGCUGAGCAUGUGCACCAGACACUGGCCCUGCACCUCUAUACCUCUGUAUUGUCGCGUCUGCAAGUUGAGUCUUACAUCUACGCAUUGCUCAGUAGCUCUCCCUUGCUGAAGUCUGUAGGCAUCCAGCAACAGGAUUUAGCUUGUAAACAGGGUGAAAAUGCUUCCUCGGAUUUGGGGCCCUUGAAGGAAUGCAUCAGCGUCCUCUUCAGUUUUACCCGCAGAGUCGUGGAGGACCCACAGUUCCAGAACGAUGUACUUUCAUGGCUUCAGAGGCUGGUGUCAGUCUUGCAAAGGGUUGGUUCUCCAGGAGACCAACUCUUCCUCUUAAACCACAUCCUUCGCUGUCCUGCCGGCGUCAGCAAAUGGGCUGUCCCAUUCAUUCAGAUCCGGGUCCUUGGUAACCCAUCUGGAGUCUUUCAUUUCAUGCAGUCCCUCGCUUUGCUGAUGUCUCCUGCCAAAAACCGAGCUGAGUUUAUGUGCCAUAUGAAACCAAGUGAACGGAGGACGUCCUCGUCAUCUGGAAAGGAAUCUGGAAACUGGACUUUAGUCGAUGAAGGAGGAGAAGAGGAUGAAGAUCCUGAUACUAGCUGGGUUCUUCUUCUUGAAGAUGACUUGAUAGCACUGCUGUCCCAAUUCCCUUUCCACGAACUCUUUCAGCAUCUUCUUGGAUUUGAUUCUAAAGGUGUCUAUAGUCCAGAGAAAACCACCUGUCAGGAAAUGAUGAAGAUAUUAGCAUUUGCCAACUCUUUGGUGGAACUUCUUGCUGUGGGUCUGGAGACCUUUAACCGAGCUCGGUACAGGCAGUUCGUGAAACGGAUCGGACGCCUUAUCAGGAUGACGCUUUGCUACGUGAGCGAUCACUGGGCCCAGUACGUCAGCCACGCCAAAGGCUAUGGCUACCCAAUGCACCCCUUCUCAGUGGAGAAACUCCAAGUGGAAUUUGACGAGCUCUUCCUGAGGGCGGUGCUCCAUGUCCUGAAAGCCAAAAGGCUGGGAGUGUGGCUCUUUAUGUCGGAGAUGCCAUAUGGAACUCUGUCCACUAACAUGCUGUGGAAGCUCUUCUUCAUCAUGCAUGGUGCAGAGAGUGAGAACUUAGAGAAGCUGUGUGCCACUCUGCAGCUGGAAGACUGCAAACGCCAACUCAAAGACCCAGCCCACUUGGAGAGUUUUGAGAAGUAUCUCCAGAGCAUGAAUGGCUCCGAGGAAAUCUGCCUACUGACAACCUUUGCCCAAAUGGCUCAGACAAAACGGGAUGAUGCUGAUGAGGACUUUGUCAAAGUCAUUGUGCUGGAGAUCUACGAGGUAUCUUAUGUGAGCCUUUCCACAAGAGAAACCUUUUCAAAGGUUGGCCGGGAACUCCUGGGCGCCAUCACUGCUGUCCAUACAGGCAUGAUUUCUGUCCUACUGGAGCGAGUCAGAGACACCAUAGAAAAGGUCGGCAUGGUUACUCUUUAUUUAUUUAAGGAGCUGCCAAUGCAUCUUUGGAAGCCCUCUGCACCAGAAAUUGCCCUGAUCCGCAACUGGCUGCUGAAUCACAACCUGACCGAAGUUGAGAACAAAUUAGCUUGCAUUAUUCUGGAGGGGCUCAACUGGGGACCAAAUGAGUAUGGCAGCCUUCAUCUUGAUCCCAUGGUCCAUGCUGAAAUUGCACUAAUGGUCUUAGAAGCUUACCAGAAGUACCUCUCUCAGAAACCAUAUAGUGGACUCAUCUCUGAAAGCAUCAAGCAGGUUUCCUACUUGGCCAGCAUUGUCCGUUACGGAGAAACGCCUGAAACCUCUUUCAACCAGUGGGCUUGGGGUCUGGUUCUGAGGCUGAAGCUGCACAUGAAUGACUACGGCAUCCGGCAAGGCUGGCCUUCAGCCCCGCACUCCCACGCUGUGCUUGAACUGACCGAAUCACCCACAUUUCACCCACUGCUGAAGGCUGUCAGGUCUGGCCUUCCCAUUGGCUGCUACCUUGCGCUGGCCAUGACCACAGUGGGCCACAGCAUUGAGAAGUUCUGUGCAGAAGGAAUCCCUCUCCUGAGCAUUCUUGUGCAGUCGCGGCAUCUGAGGACAGUUGUUCAUGUGCUAGAUAAAGUCCUACCUUUGUUCUACCCAUGCCAGUAUUACCUACUGAAAAAUGAAGAGUUUCUAUCAUGCCUCCACCAGUUUCUUCAGCUGGACAGUGGUGUCCCUCAAGGGAUGACGCAACAAGUGACGCAGAAAGUGGCUCAGCACAUAACUGGGGCAAAUUACGGCGAAAAUAUCAAGUUGCUCAACUGCAUGAUACAGAGUCACGUUUUCAUCAGCAGCCAGCCUAGUGCUGUUGGGCCAGCUGCCGUCUUAGAGUUCUGGGCCCAAGCGCUCACCAGCCAGCCCUUGUGGCACAAGGAAAGAGCCAAUCUCUGCCUGAUGGACCACUUGUGCCAAGCAGCAUUCCAGUUCAACCAGGAGGACUGUGUCCAGAAGGUGCUCUACCAGCAACACAAGAAUGCUUUGGGCUACCACUGUGACAAGGGGAUGCUGUCCUCCUUAGUCAGCUGGAUUGUGGCCGGCAACAUCACGCCUUCUUUCAUCGAGGGAAAUGGCAACCCUACACAGGUUUGGUUUGCCUGGACCAUUCUGAAUAUGGAGUCCAUAUUUGAAGAAGACUCUCAACUCCGUAGGGUGGUGGAAAGAGAGCUGGUCAGCAACCCCUUCACUCCUGAGCAGGCUCUGAAGAAAGCUCAGUCCCAGCUGAAGUUGCCCAUCGUGCCGUCGCUUCAGCGGCUUCUGAUCUACCGUUGGGCUCAUCAGGCCCUCGUGACACCGGCUGACCAUCCCCUCCUUCCACUCAUCUGGCAGAAGUUCUUCCUCCUUUACCUCCAUCGCCCAGGGCCACAGUAUGGAUUACCUGUAGAUGGCUGCAUUGGGAAAAGGUUUUUCCAAAGUCCUGCUCACUUGAGCCUGUUAGGAGACCUGAAACAGCGCCUGAUUGAAGCUGCAGAUUUCCAUCACUCGGCCAGCAAAGCGCUCAGGGUGGACAGCCCAGGGAGCAGCAGCGAAAACUUAGUGGACAGGGCAUCCACCCAGGCUAACCACUUGACCUCCCCCGAAUUGCACAAGGAGCUUGUCAGGCUUUUCAACAUGUACGUCUUAUGGCUGGAAGAAGAGAGCUUUCAGAAAGGAGACAUGUACAUUCCCUCUUUGCCAAAGCAAUACGAUGCUCAUCGGCUUGCCAAGGUCAUGCAGAACCAGCAGGAUUUGUGGAUUGAGUUCGUCAACGUUGAACGUAUUCAAUACGAAUUCCAGGAAGCACUAGACUUCUGGUUUCAAGUCCAAGUAGAGACCCAUAUCGCCUCAAGUGCUGCUUCAACACAAACAGACUUUACAAAUCCUAUGUUGGCCAAGGAGCGGAUUAUAAGCGGUUUAAAGGUAUACGAUGCCCCGCAGUCCUCUCUUCCCCUCCAGCCAAUGAAGGCUCCUGUGCCGCUUAUAUCUUCUGCUAGUUUGGUCAGUCCCAGUGAAGCCAAGGCACUGACGCGUGCCACCCUCCGCAUCCUACAGCAGCAAGCCAAAUCUGCAGCCCUGUGGGAGUCCCAACAGGUCGCUUUCAACAACGAAAUAUUGGAUACUCUGCCAAAAUUUUAUACCAAUCGAGAAGAGCAAGUUAUUAUCCCACUGGAGUGCCGUGGCAGUUCUGGCAAAAGUUGCCAGGGACCAUCACUGGUCACCGUCCAGUUUGAAGGAAAGUACAAAAAUGAAGCUGUCGGCCAGCAGCUUCAUGUUUUGGAGAAAGAAGUGAAGCAACUACAAGCGGAAGCCACAAAGCCCCCUUCCCUGAGUGUUGUGGAGGCCGCCGUUCACAUGGAAAACUUUAUAACAGCAUUAAUCAAUCUCUACAAACAUCAGUCUGUGCCUGGGAUUCAUCGUGUCGGCAUCAACCUGUUCUUUGCAGUGGUGGAAUUUGUGUGCGACGAAACUCAGCGCCACCCACCGACCAGGCAGUUCUUUACUUCCUGUAUCGAGAUCCUGGGCCAAGUGUUCAUUGCAGGAACCAAGUCCGAAUGCAAGCCAGUGCUCCAGACCAUUCUGAAGAACCGUAGGCUCUGUACUCUGCUUUCUCCUUACUUCACUCCUGUUGCUUCCCCGGAAGAAUUUGUAAACUUGUACGAGAAAGUUGUGUCUUUCCUCAGCGAUGACAACAGUGAUGUCAUCUUCAUGCUGCUCACUAAGUUUGACCUUCCACAAUGGCUGCACAACUCCAAGCCUCCGCUCUCUGAGCGCACCAGACUCCUGGAGUCCAUCCACUUGGCCCUCAAGGCCUGUGGCUUUGCACCCGAUGAAGACAUCUUGAUGCCCUUUUCUAUCUUCUCCAAGCACUGGACCUGCCUCCUUCGGUACCAGUUUCCCGACCAUUACAGUGCCUUCCUGAGGCUGCUCAUGCAAAGUUCUUCAGAUCAACUUCUCAGCCCUGACUGUUGGAAGGCAUCUCUUAAAGCGUUGGGUUGCACCUCCACAGCAGUUCAAAAAGGCAGAGGGAAAGAGGAGGCAAAAGAGAGUAUCGCAUUGCAAGCUUCAGUGGAUCCGUUUCUUUCAGCAGAACAGGUCAUGGAAACUAUUGAAUGGUUUUCAGACUAUUUCUUCCAGCUGCGCUUGUCUUCGCGAGACUUCUGUAGCUUUGGGUUGUUUUCAAAGUGGGCUCCCUACAUUGCUGAAGUGAACUGCUUCAUGGAGUAUCUUGUCAACCACCUUGUUAAUUCAGAGGUCACCAGCUUGUCACGAGAACCACUGGGCAGCAAGAAGGUUCUGGCAGCGCUUCACUCUUUGCAGUCAGUCAUCACCAAACUGUUUAAACCUUGGAUUGAAGUUGUUGAGAGAGAAGAUGCAAGCAAGCAGCCAUGUUAUCCGUGGUUGGAGAGUGACACUCCUGUGGCUUCAAAUACGGUGAAGUUGUAUGCGUACAGCAUCGGCAUUCUGCAUGAAAGUUUUAAAGAUAAGCUCCUGCCAAGCCACCAUGGGGUGCUUUGGUUGCACAUGAUGCACUAUUGCAAGUCAUGCACGGCUCCCAAGAUGCCAGAACAUAUUCUCUACACCCUUCACAAGGAGUUAGGUUGCCUUCCCUGGAAAGAGAUGCAUCCAGACCGGCAGAUGAUGGAGGAAUUCUUUAAAGUGGAAAGAGGCAGCCCCAAAAGCUGUUUCAUCUUCCUGGGCUCCGUCUUGUGUGAAGUCAACUGGGUCAGUGUCCUCUCCAGUGCCUGGAAUCCUGACCCACCUUUGGAAACCCACGACAUGAUUGUGUGCCUCCUCUAUAUGGUGGUCCUGCUGGCAAAAGAGGAGGCGCUUCUAACCAAACAGGAGUCACCGCUGCUCAAUCUCCUCGGACAGACCAGCUCCCUUCCUUGGCAGCUCAUCAGCAUCUUAUCUUAUGAAAGCAUCAUCAGCUACUUCAACAGCCACUACCCCCCUUCCAUCAUCCUUGCCAAGGAACCUGCUGCCGAAUUGAUUGUGAAGCUCUUGAAGGCAUCUGCAGGGUUUGGAGCUUCUUCCGAGAGCCACGUGCACCUUGAUGCGACCCCCAAGUGCCGAGCCUACAUCCACCAGGUUGUCCACUUUCUCAGCAUCCUGGAGCAAGAUGGGAAGAUCACGUUUUCAGCUCUGGAACAGGAGAUGUCAAAGCUGCUAGAUGAUAUUGUCAUCUUCAACCCACCAGACACGGACCUGCAGACGCGCCACCUGGCCUUAAGUAGCCUCUUUGUGGAAGCCCUGAUGAUGAUGAACAAUGCCAGCGUUUCCACGGCUGAGUCUCUCCGGAUCAGUUUACGAAACUGGAUUGACAGCACUGUGCAAGGGUUAGGGGUCAUGCCUCUCCUAACAGCUGCCUGCCAGAGCCUGGCCUCCGUCCGACACAUGGCCGAGACCACAGAGGCCUGUGUCACUGCCUAUUUUAAUGAAGAUGCUCCACUCAACCAAGAUGUGGGCUGGGGCCCCAUUGUGGCCUCUUUGCAAGUUCCUGAACUCACGGCCGGAGACUUCCUGCAGGAGUGUCUUUCCCUGGGCAGCUACCUCACCCUCUAUGUCUACACAUUGCAGCAGCUGAAUGCCGAACAGACCCUGGCCAAUGAAAUGCGAGUGCUGCAGAUGCUGAGCAAGUGGUUGGAGCAGGUGUAUCCCAGCUCUGCAAAAGAUGAAGCCAAGCUUUUCCUUUGGUGGCACAAAGUGCUGCAGCUCUGUCUCCUCCAAGUGGAUCAGGAGGAUGCCGUGUUGAUGGAGUCGGUCAUCCGGAUCCUGACGUCUCUGCAAAGUAGGCAGAACGCUCUGGCAGAAGAGCGACUCGCGUCCGGGAUUCUCGGUGCUUUUGGGCUUGGCCGGAGAUCUCCGUUGUCAAACAGGUUCCGUGUCGUCGCUCGGAGCCUGUCUGUUUUUCUGUUGGUACAAAUUCCUGUAGAGAAUCAGAUCCGGCUGAGAUCUGGAGUGGAGCUGCAACUCUCUAGCAAAGCUCAGCAGGCAUUGAGUGCUCUUGACUCUCUCGUUUCAAACAAACAAUACAUGGAAUACCAGGAGCAGAUCUCUCAAGCGUCCCAGUUCAUCAAGGACUCACAUCAUUCCCUUCGUGAUGGGAACAGCCUUCUGGCCAUCCUCGUCAAUACUUUGUACCCAGAAGUGCAUUAUUUGGAUGCUAUCCGAUAGCAGUCAGCAGGGGGCAGGUGGCUUUGCCUCACCUCUUUUUACAAUCAUGGAUUGAUCUUCUGUUUACACUUGACAGUGAUGUUGCACAUGAGAGCGACUUUGCUAAAGGAGGACCCCUUGGAUGAAGGGCGAGGGAGAGACAAUGGAGAUGGACGAGUCUGGAGAGAAGCUUGAGUUUCAAUGUCCUUCUGAAAAAAGUGGCAAGAAGAUGCUUGAGUUUCUCUAUGGCCACCCCUCUGGCUUUUCAGUGUGGAGUUUAAAUGGCUCAGUUCAGUGGAGCUUGUGAAAAGAUACCAUAUUGAGUCCUGCUUCAAAACAGAGAGAAGCCAACCUGUCGUUCCCACUAGCAUUGGACUACAAGUCCCAUCAUGCACCAUGCUCAGGCUCCCUUGGGCACCCAAAGACAUUUUGGAAUGGGGAUUGCUACAGUUUUUUCAAAGCUUUUGUAUACUUGAGCAUAGAUGGCAGAACUUGAAACAGUUGUAUUUUUGGACUACGGCUCCCUGAAUCCCCUAGCUACCAAGGCUAAACGAUGGAUUUUUGAGCUGUAGUCUAAAAAAAUUAACUUUCCUGGACUCUGACGGUUGCUGUUAUUGAAAUAGUGCCAUAUAUAUAUAUAUACCUAUGGGGGUGCUUUUUCUGGCCCUUUCCAAGUUUAAUUUUACUUUUGUGCCUUUUUUCCCUUUUGACUGUGAAAUGCCUGGGCCAAUAUCUGUAUAUAAUUAAGAGUUUUGGACCAUCCUCAAGCUCUUUUUUUUCUUCAUCCACUUCCGGCUACUUAAGGUUUUUUUUUUUUAAACUGUUUAGUCUUAUAAUAAGAACUCAUUUGGAACCUCUGCCACAGAAGUAAACUUCAUAUGCUCACCUUUGUACAGAUAGAAGCAGGUCUUAUUUGGAAAGGAGAGCUCUUCCAUAAAUAAGAUAAAAUUUCCCCUUUUUAUCAUGUGCUUGGAAUAAGUCAUUGAUUUCCACGUUGCUCUAGGAUUAAACUUUGCUACGAGAGAGCAAAUAGAUUUAAUUUGAAAGAGUUUAGUACGGAACAUUAUAUUUUUAUUUUAACAGUUAUCUUUUGAACUGUGUUUUCUGGCAGAGUAGCAAGAUUUUAAGACUCACAGGAUUCUUCUUCCUUGGAGCAGAGCUCUGUAAAUCAAAAAGUUGCUACACCGUCGGGAUAAAAAUCAUGGACUUGUUGGAUUUUGGAUUCAAUAAGACAAAAUUCAACCAAUUUCCUCAGUAAACUGAGGUUCUUUCUACACUCCCAUAUAAUGUAGUGCAUUAUAUGGUCAGUGUAGACCAGGCAUGGGCAAACUUGGGCCCUCCAGGUGUUUUGGACUUCAACUCCCAUAAAUCCUGACCUCAGGCCCUUUCCUGGAAGGGGCCUAAAGCCAGGAAUUGUGGGAGUUGAAGUCCAAAAUACCCAGAGGGCCCAAGUUUGCCCAUGACUGGUCUACACUCAUGUAAUGCACUUAAACAAUUGGGCAUUUCUUUAGGAUGGGACAGUCAUCCUUUGGGAAAAUAUCUUACGGUUUCCUUUGUCUUACUAGAUUCAGAUAAUGCUCCAGAAAGGCCUAUUCAAACAUUAAAGAAUAUGAGGAAUUAUCAUUAAUUACACUAGACUGCCAAACUGUGGUUUUGCCAUUUGAUUGUUCUGUUAUUUGUUGCCUUAUCUGAAUGCAUUUUUCUCUUCCUUCCUCUAUUUUGGAAAAACAAAUGCCAAGUUCUCUCAUCAUAACACAUAUGUAGCUAUUUAAAUCCCACCAAAAAGAGCCAAACAUCGGAAACUAUUCUGCUCAUUCCUUCUUAUUUCGUUAUUGGUGUUUCAUUCACUCGUGUAGAUUCUAGCAAACUCUUUGGGAAGUGUUGUGUGCAAACUUGGGACACUUUUCCUGCUUUUUCGUCAUCUCUUUUGCUCUGUGUAGCUCACGAUUCCUUACCUAAAUGUCUACUUCCCAACUAAUCAACCCUGGCAGAUCAUAUUGAUUGCCUUUCCCUAAUUUGCUAUGAUAAUUCAUUGCUAAUUGCUAUUAACUGAACAUUGGUGAAUGAUUCACGGUUGCCGUUUCUGGACAAUUUUCCUUUCUCCUCUUGCCAAAUUACAAAAAUAAGAUGGUUGCAGCAAGGUUUUCAGAACUUUCUUUUCAUGGGAUAUUGUGGUGGUGAAAACCCUAACAGGUGAGUUGGUGUUUUCUACAAGUGGAUAGAAAAUGCUGCUCUUUUUUAUUUUAAGAGUAAGGAAUGGAAGAAGAAGAAGAAACAACUUGUGUGAUGUCACUUGGCUCAGUGUUAAUGAUAUUUAAAACAAAACCAAUCUGUGAAAAUGCAGAAAAUAUUAUGUGUGUAUCUGGCAUGAGAGUUUUAAUACGGGAGGUUCUGUUUUGGAUGUGGCUUUAACAAAAAGUGUGUUUACAGUGGUUUGUGUCUGCAAGGACCACAGGAAAUAAACUGUGAGAAACACUGAA